AUGUGGACCGCUUGCUCUAACACACAUAAUAAAUGGAUCAAUCAAAUGGCACCUGUAUCACAAUUAUCCUGUUUAUGGUUUGGUACAAAUGAACGUACAAGAGCAACGUGUAUAGCCAUAUUAAGUGCUAGUUUUGGUUGUACCAUUGGUUUUGUUAUCUCACCUUAUAUUGUUGAUAAGCCUGAUCAUGUACCUUAUUUAUUAUAUUUACAUGUUGGACUAUCAUUUCUUUCAUGUAUAUUAGCAAUAAUUUAUUUUCCUGCAGUACCUCCAACACCACCAUCACCAGCAGCUGAAUUAUUAAUUUAUUCUUCAAAUAGUGGAAACCAAAACGGGAUAAAUAGUUUGAAAAUAUAUCUAUCAAAUGUUUGGCAGUGUUUAACAUGUAUCCCAUUUUUAUUAUUAUCAUUGGCUGGCGGUAUUUUUGAAGGUACAUUUACAGCAUGGAACGGAUUAUUUGCGACCAUUUUAACACCAAUGCAUUAUACAGAAACUCAAGCAGGUUGGUUUGGUUUUGGUUUUGCAAUGGCUACUAUGAUUGGUGGUUUAAUCGUAUCAACAAUGGCUGAUUCAAAAUAUUUUCAACGUUUACUAAAAUUAUUAAUAUUAAUAUCAUUAUUCUGUUCUUUGCUUUGUUGUUUAUGGUUUCAGUUAAGUGUCCGAACAAUAUUUUCUAAAAAACCAAUAUUAAAACCAUCAACUGUAUCAAUUGGUUUAUCAUUAGCAUUUACUGGUUUAUUUCAAGGUGCAGCAAAUCCUUUGAUUUAUGAAUGUUUAGCGGAAAUUAUGUAUCCUCUUCCAGAAUCAUUAUCAGCAUCAAUAUUAGUAGAAUGGAUAAAUAUUAUUGUUUUGAUUUUCUUAUUUAUAGCACCUGAUCGUACAGUUUUGAUGAAUUUCUUAGUAUUACUUACGACUUUUUUAUCUAUUAUCAUGAUUUUAUUUGUUAAAAUACAAUAUAAACGUAGAGAUGAAGAUGAACGUAAAAAAUUAGAAAAACAACAAGAAACAGUAGAAGAUAUCAAUAUUUAUAUUCGCAAUCGACAACAACAACAUGAGAGCAGUACAACAUAA
Messenger RNA from Didymodactylos carnosus, 1071 nucleotides. Lineage: Eukaryota; Metazoa; Rotifera; Eurotatoria; Philodinida; Philodinidae. The record is from the annotation of a GenBank genome assembly.